GGCCUGUCCUACAGCUCAUUUUUAAAUUAAACACUCAUUAUAGCUCAUUCACUUCUUUACAUAAUCAUUAAGUAGAUGUUCAUGUCGAUUGUUGUGUGAUUAGUUGCUUGUGUGUCAUCAAUAAUGCUGACUGUUCCACAUUGUAAUCAAUUGUCUUGAGUUCAUAGAUCACUUCAAGCACUUUAAUCAUGUGUGACGCAUCGUAUUGUCUACUCAGCUUGUCGUGUAUGACUGAUAAAUGUGCUUGCAGAAGUAGUUUGAGAACAAGAGACUUGCUUAUUUCGUUGCCUAUGAAACAAUAUUUUCCAAAUCUUUAAUUGUAACUACAUUUUUAACUACAGUUAGACGAUAAUCUCACGUUUGCUUUAUAAGUACGUAAAUAAUAAUGGUGAUGAAUGUUUGCGGGAUAAGAGUGCGUACUUCUCGCACACUAACUUUAUUUCCGUAUUUGUUCUUGCUGCACUGAAUAUCACAUUGCGUGAACUCUGCUAUUCUUGGGAAUGGAGUCUUGUCUUGAUUCUUUUAAACGCUUGGGGAGGCUUGUGGCAUUUGGUUGUUUCUGACAUACACAUCAGGCGACCUCAUCAGCUCGUUCCAAUUUGUUGGUCUUAUAGACCUUCCUUGGCAACACCACAAAUUGAUUCUUUGGAACAAUUGUCAAGGUCAUUGGACAAUUUUCCUCGCGACACAAGUAGUACUACUGAAAGAGAAAGUUCGAGUUCAGAAUUAGAAUCUUGUUAAAAUUCAAUGUUGACGUAAUAUUUGUUUACUGGGCUCUUAUUCGUGCAGGACGUUUUUCCAUUAAUAAAGGUAUAUUUUUUAUACACGUACCCCCACGUAGAAUUCGAAAGGCUCAAAAACGAGCCGUAUAUCGUAUAUGUAACCUUGUUACAGAUAGAAAAUGGUAGCCGAGGGUUUAGUUUGUUUAUUGGGGUUUCGAAGGAAAUGGCCUACAACUCUCAAUCUUGCCUGCUUCAUCAACCCUGGAUUGCGGAUUGACUGCUCUCAGUAUCACUUUGCCGUCUUUUAGUUUUUUUUAGUAUGGAAGCCCCUGGGUAUUAUCAAAUGAGCGUAUAUGAUGUACCGGCUCGACCAAUAAUUGGCCGCUUCUCUGUUUUAUGGACUAAUAUCUUUGCUUUGUUAUCAGUGGCUUCAUUGAUUUUCGUAUUUCGAGAUAAACAAUCCCCGUGAAAACUUGGCUGCUGCUUUUUUCUCGUUUAACUGGUCAAGUAAAUUUACGUCACAGCAUGCAGCUUUAUUGCAACCACUUUUCAAAGUUUGCAAGCAAUAAAAUUGUCAUCCCUUUAACUAAAAAAUCCACCCCUUUGUUUCUAUCCUGCAUGGACUGCUAUAACGACGUUCUUUAUCCGCAUUUAAUCUCGUAUAUACUUCACAAAUGCCACUGAGCGUCCGAUUGAGUGUGAUUCUGUGUUUAGUGUUAGGAUGCAACUGGAGGUUCUGUUGCCGAGAUCAAUCACACAGGAAUAAUAGGAAAUAAAAAUUUCGUACAUGUAUCCCAUAUCCCUCUUAUGUUGAGCUUGUGAUGAUCCGAAUUUCGAUUCUGCGUGGUUGUGACUGCAACAAUUGCUAUGGUGUUGAUGAGGUUGUUCUCAAAAUUUGUGUACAUUUUUCCAAUGAGAUAUUUGCCGAUAUUGAUUGUAAAAUUAUUAUAAUAUUUAUUCAGCAAAUUGAUGCUAGUUUGGCCUUGUGACUGACUUGAGUUUUCUCUCUCCCCCCCACGAACACAAACACAAACAUUCACAUGCGCUCUCGUCUCACUCUGUAUUUUUCCAUGGUCUCUUUAUCAUUUAACUGCCUCUUAUACCUCCCGAAAUUUGUUAUGUCAAUCAUUUCUCGUGAAUAAUGGAUUUUAUUUUGUGUUCUGGCUUUUGCUUUAUUAAAUCGUAUUUGAAUUGAUUUGAAUUUGAGCUGAGGACAUCCAUAACGUUUCCUAAUCCCCGCCAAUGCAUUUAAUUAAUUAUCACCUACCUUGGUUCUUCAUAUCAUUUUAUUCUCAUUCCAUCUAUUGCUAUUUGUUUGUUCCGGUGUUUGUUAACUAACCACUAAUAUUUUUUGUUCAUUACGUUUUUUGCAUUAACAUCGUGGAUCGUUAUUUUAAUCUUUGGAAUAUAUUAUGUUCGAUUCUUCCCGUCGUAUUGCUUGUCUAAGUCUCGUCUAAAAUAUUCGUUCCGUUUCAAAUACGUUGAUAUUUUCAUUGACUUGGCCUGCUUUCAUCAUGACACUUCAUCAUGCCGACUUAUUUUUUCUCCUAAUUACUCACACAUGACCACACACGACAAAUUCUCACGGCCUCUCGCGCCCCAUGCAGACGAGUAUAACCUAAACCCUGGGCUAGAGUGGGAUGACGAGUUCACAGCGGGAGAAGAUGAGGACGCUUCUUUGACGAUGCUGGACGGUGGUGGCGGCCCUAACAGACAUCACCUGCCACCGGGUAUCCUGACUACCGGCAUGCCUCAGGUGCAAAACGUGCAACCUGCCGUUCUGACAGUGGAAGAGCAGAUGCAACAGCAGCAACAACCGCCACAGCCUGACCCGCCUCGUGAGUUAUCGGAGGCGGAGAAGCAGGUGAUCAUGAUGACGCCAGAGUUCCAUCAGUUCUUUGACCGCUCUACCCGCAUCGUGGAGCGCGCCCUGGCUGAAGACGUGGAUAUCUUCCUUGACUACAGCCAUGAUCAGGACCAGGAGAGUGGAGGCCUGGACCAGAGCAGGCAGAGGUUGUCUCUGUCUCGCUGCUUCUACGACGACCGCUGGUCCCGCAACCGCUGCAUCACCAGCAUGGAUUGGAGCCCUCAGUCUCCAGAGUUGCUUGUUUGCAGUUACAAUAACAACGAAGAGUUUCCACAUGACCCCGACGGCGUUGCGCUCAUCUGGAACAGAAAUUAUAAGAAGACUACACCUGAAUAUAUCUUCCAUUGCCAGAGUCCCGUCAUGUCAGCCACAUUUGCUGGCUUCCACCCUCACCUCAUCAUCGGGGGCACAUACAGCGGCCAGAUCGUCGUGUGGGACAUCAGGACUCAGAAGCGCACGCCUGUGCAGCGUAGCCCUCUGUCGUCCGUCGCACACACGCAUCCGGUCUACUGCAUGAAAGUUGUGGGAACCCAAAAUGCCCACAACCUCAUCAGUAUCAGCACUGACGGCAAAAUGUGCUCCUGGUCCCUUGACAUGUUGUCGCAGCCUCAGGAGAGCAUGGAGCUGCAGCACAAGCAAUCUAGGGCAGUGGCUGUUACGUGUUUGGCGUUCCCAAAUGCUGAUGUCAACAAUUAUAUCAUUGGUUCUGAAGAAGGCACUGUCUUCACUGCUUGUCGUCACGGCAGCAAGGCUGGUAUCCUAGACGCUUACGAAGGACACCAGGCGCCUGUGACGGGCGUGAGUGCGCACUCAACUCCAGGACAGAUCGACUUCUCGCACCUGUUCCUUACUUCAUCCUUUGACUGGACCGUGAAACUUUGGAGCAUGAAGCAUUGGUCUUUGAAGGAAACGAAGCCCCUGUACAGCUUUGAGAACAGUUCCGACUACGUGUACGACGUGGCCUGGUCCCCCACUCACCCCGCUCUCUUCACCACAGUCGACGGCACCGGCAGAAUUGAUCUAUGGAAUCUUAAUCUCGAUACUGAAGCACCCACAACAACAGCCAGUGUUGACGGAGCGCCCGCUCUGAACCGCGUCUCAUGGACGCCCUCGGGCACUCAAAUUGCUGUUGGGGACGAUAGUGGCCGCGUGCACAUCUACGACGUGGGCGAUCAUUUGUACCAGCCAAGGCAAGACGAUUGGAGUCAGUUGGUUCACACGCUCGGUGAACUCAAGAACAAUCGAACAGAAGAAGAUUCGCUGUCGCAGCGCGGAUACGACAGCCCCAUGUCUUCUCUCUCGUCGCUGGCGUCGUCUCCACUCCUCCGAUAACCAAACCAAUGAUUCUCGCUUCCUUCCAGAAAUCGAUUUGUGGAUCACACAUAAUAUUACCGUUCAUUGCUUCAAAGCAUCUUGAAAAAAUUUAUUUGGUUACGUAUAAUGAAGUAUACCUACAUAUUUAACGAUAUGUGUAGUAUAGACAUCUGUAUGAUCCGUUGAAGACCACUAAGUAUUUUUGUUGACAGUUUAUUUUAUUGCAUUUCUCAAUUCGGCGAAUAACGCUUCAGUAGUAUCUCAAAUUAGUUUUCUCUAAUUCGCUAAAUUGAGAAAAGCAGUAAGAAACGUUAAUAAUUAAUACAUUUUGGACUUCAACGAAACUUGAAUUCAUGAACUUCUUCCCAACUAUACUAACAUCUUUGAAAGUGCAUGUCGGAUUAUAAACCAAAUAACAUUCGUCAAAAUAUUUCUUUAAGUUAAACCUGAAAAGUCUGUUGAAUUUUAAUCUGGAGUGAGGAAAUAAGAAUAUGAAUGAAGUCCAUUCUUAGAUUGAUUACUCGAACUUCGGAGUAUCGCGUGUGCUAAUUAGUAGACUAUUCGGCUUUAAUUUAAUAUUAAACUUUUUUUCUCAGUUUAACGUAUUAAUGUUGUAAGUUAUUGAUUUUUUUAUGCAUGCUGGAGAAAUGCUUUCAAUCUCAUGGUAAAACGCGAGUAAAAUAUUAUAUCAAUAUUAAUGUUACGAUAUAUCUCGAUUUGAUUUCUAAUAAAAUGUUAUACGAAGUUGAAUCUGAUUUCAAAUCUUGGAAAGCAGAGACGACUCAAUUUUAGUUUCAGGAUUUCAUUUAAGAAUCUUGUUCAUGGAGACAGGAAUCUAAAUUUGAAUAGUCCUCAUUUCAUAGAAUUUUCUGCGUGAAAUUUUGUAACGAUUUUUUUUUCGGAUGCCAAAACGCAGCACUCCUAAAUUUCAUAGUUUUGUAAAACAAUAAUAGAAUGCAAACUACAAUGUAAUCUGAUUCCAUCAAUUCAAUUUACCAGACGAGAAAGCAAGAUGAAUGUCAACUUGUGUCAACCUUGUUUUUAAAAGGAGCUUCUAGACUCAACAAUCGAUUUCCCCUCUAACCGUCAGAAUUAGAAUAUUCAAUAAGAUGCAAGACUAUUGCACUCUUUCAUCCUUAAUUAACCAAUAAGUAGGUUCACCUGUGAAAAACUCGGUCUCGACAAUCUUGUCGUUGUCUCGUGAUUGCAAUGAACAAAAUGGUUAUAGAAAUUUUCCUCCUGAUUAAAAUUUACGGUACUUUAUAUGCUCAUGCCAAGACUUCUUAAUGGCAAACUAAUCGCACGCAUAGCUCAACGAGAUACCAACGAGAAGGUUAUAUAAUUCAUGUCUCAUGUUUUUGAAUAUUUGUCGGAACCGAAGGAUGGAAGAAUAUCUUCUCUACUGCAUACCUAACCUUGCAGCGAUUCAUGAUUCAUGUCCUACUUCUGCGAAAGUUAAGCUAUAUAUAUAGAGUUCUAAUCUCUUACAGAAGCGACACGAAAGGCAAUUGAAGUAACUUAAUAUGGAAAUUUUAUUGAAAAUGUCUCUCCGGACUUCAUAUUUUCAUUUCAAAAUUAAGCAACAAAAAAAUUAUUCACCCAGUUGUAUCUACGUUUCUGCCGUAAAUUUUGUGAUAUAAAGUUUUCAAAAUGAAGUGUCCUCAACAUCAGCACAUGUGCUGACGAAUCCAUCAGAUAAACCAUCACAAGAAAUUAAAAAAUUAGACGAAAACCGUUCACAAAAUGAACUCUUCAUUUAAGUAAACGUUAACCGAGUAGAAAAACAGCCUCAUUGAAAACUGCACAGUAUUUUAAUGCCCUUCAUUCCUCUUGCAGCAGAGAUCAAUGAGCGAGAGAGUGAAAUAAAACAAAUACAACAACUUUUAAAAACCACGUUUUCUUA
Molecule: messenger RNA, 5806 nt
Organism: Hyalella azteca
Lineage: Eukaryota; Metazoa; Arthropoda; Malacostraca; Amphipoda; Hyalellidae
Product: cytoplasmic dynein 1 intermediate chain 2
Exons: 14
Coding region: 2284-3921 (545 amino acids)
Biological process (GO): transport along microtubule
Cellular component (GO): cytoplasmic dynein complex
Molecular function (GO): dynein light chain binding; dynein heavy chain binding
Source: RefSeq, a predicted model, not a curated record